Messenger RNA from Rhodofomes roseus, 1003 nucleotides. Its product is annotated as ribonuclease H2, subunit C. Lineage: Eukaryota; Fungi; Basidiomycota; Agaricomycetes; Polyporales; Fomitopsidaceae. Bases 84 to 848 code for a protein of 254 amino acids. Gene Ontology annotation, cellular component: ribonuclease H2 complex. The transcript has 3 exons. Gene Ontology annotation, biological process: RNA catabolic process. The record is from RefSeq and is a predicted model, not a curated record.
CUUGCGAGUGCUUGCCAUUGUCCUACUGCUGCACCUCCCGUAAACUCUACACAUCACAGAACUCCCUCGCUUACGCGCUUGAAAUGUCCCCCAGUAUUACUAUCGCACAAGCGGAGGAACCACUCCCGACUUGCACGCCAUACCUGAUGCCCUUUCACAUCGACUACUCGGGACCUGCCCCAAUCUCCACAUACUUCCGCGUUAAGCCAGCACCACCUCCAGGGUACCUAGGCAAGAUGGAACGUCAAGGCUCCGCUGCUCAAGGUACAAAUACAAAUUCGCAGGAUGCCAGCGAGUCGCAGACAUCCUCGACGUCGCAGGCGACGCUCGUAGCGUCCUCCUCCAGUGGAACCUUGGAGACCCAGCUCGGCGAGUCGCAGGACACUCUCAUCGUCGAAGAUGCGGUUCCCACGAAGACGCAAGGUGCUGGCAGCAGAUUUGUAGCGGCCUUUCGCGGAAGAACAGUACAAGGCUUGAAGGUGGAACUCCCCGAGGGCUAUGCAGGACUGAUUCUGCAAACCCCGGAAGACGCAAGCGCCGCGCGCUCAAGCAAGCGAAGUGGGGCAUCCGCGAAAGAGCAAGUAGGAACGCAAGCUACGCGUAGCUCGCGUCGGUCUUCCCAGAAAGAAGCGAUGGUCAUCGACACCGACGUGGGAGGUGGUGUGGACGGCACCGAGGAAGCCGAGCCGGAAGGUGCUCUGCGGACAUUGCAACCCAUAUCCACGUUCUCCUCGUUCGUGUUGUGGAAUCAGGACAUCCCGGUGGACGAGGGCAAGGACGAGUAUCUGCGCUCGAUACGAGAGUGGACGAGACUGGCGGCAGAGGUUCAUCGAGUUGAAGAGAUCUGAUCGACGUUCGACGUUCGAGUCAUUCUGUCUAUAUUUGACGUUCCUUGACAUUUACUCCGACGACAGCGGGUCGUUGAGAGGGAUCCAGACAUAACAGAGAUCGCAGCUGUAGAAUUGGGUAUAAUUGCUGGAAGACAUUGAAACCUCGGUCAAAC